AGAUUUCGAAACGUCAGUUGUAAAAUAUUAUACAUAGGUAACAUUACAUAGCAUUUUUGAUAUUAAAUAAAUCUUUUUGUAGUUGAAAAAAAUGGAGUGCCUACUUGGUAUUAAAUUUGACGAUUUUGUGCUGAUUGCGGCCGAUAUGACUGCAGCUCAGAGUAUUAUUGUAAUGAAAACAGAUGAGAAUAAACUUCAUGAACUAUCAAAUAAACUUGUUAUGGCUGUAUCAGGAGAACCUGGAGAUACUACACAAUUUGCAGAAUAUAUUGCAAAGAAUAUUCAACUUUAUAAAAUGAGAAAUACAUAUGAGUUGAGUCCCAAAGAAGCCGCAACUUUCACGCGAAGAAAUUUAGCAGAUGCGUUACGAAGCAGGACUCCAUAUCAUGUAAAUGUUCUUCUGGCUGGAUAUGAUGAAGAAGAUGGUCCCCAAUUGUACUAUAUGGACUACUUAGCAUCUAUGGCAUGUGUGGAUUAUGCAGCUCAUGGUUAUGGAGGAUUUUUUUCACUUUCUAUUAUGGAUCGGCAUUAUUUGAGAUCACUAAGUAAAGAACAAGGAUAUGAGCUUUUAAAAAAAUGUGUAAAAGAAGUACAUGAGAGACUUAUCAUCAAUCUGCCCAACUUCAAAGUUCAGUGUAUUGAUAAAAAUGGAAUACAAGAUCUACCGGAUAUUACAAGAAAAGAUUUGAUGUAAUCGUAUUUUUAUUUAAUAUAUAAAUUCUUUUUGAAAAGUA
Diorhabda carinulata is the source of this 734-nucleotide messenger RNA. RefSeq names its product proteasome subunit beta type-2-like. The transcript is spliced from 3 exons. Lineage: Eukaryota; Metazoa; Arthropoda; Insecta; Coleoptera; Chrysomelidae. Gene Ontology annotation, cellular component: cytosol; nucleus; proteasome core complex. Gene Ontology annotation, molecular function: peptidase activity. The coding region runs from base 92 to 694 and encodes 200 amino acids. The record is from RefSeq and is a predicted model, not a curated record. Gene Ontology annotation, biological process: proteasomal protein catabolic process.